Messenger RNA from Durusdinium trenchii, 2069 nucleotides. The record is from the annotation of a GenBank genome assembly. NCBI's taxonomy places the organism in Eukaryota, Dinophyceae, Suessiales, Symbiodiniaceae.
GUAACAAGACCUUGGCUCUUUUCUUCCGCGACCGCGGUGGGGAGCGCCAUGCCAUGGGAAGGCUGAGACAGACCCCGACAAGACGCUUGGGCGUCCAUGGGGUGCGGUCUUUGUGCUCCCAAAGUUCAGAACAAACCCUCCAGUGUGUCUCCCUCGGCACAGUCCGUGGGGAAGGCCUUUGCAACCGAUGCCGAGGCAUCUCGACCGCGCAGCUGGCGUGCCCGAGAGGCAUCCAGCGAGCCGGAAGGUGCCGAAGGGGGCCCUGUCGGAGCUGCUGCUGCCGAAGCAGAAGCAGCCGAAGCCAGGGAAGGCCCCCGGGCAGCUGCAAGUGCGCUGUCUCAGGAUCAGGCCGAGCUUCCCGGCAUGCCCGAGAGCAAAGCCGAAGCAGAGAAGGGCAAAGCCCAGGAGCCAGAUGUUUUGGAGACAGUCCUGGAAGAGGAACCAAAACAAGGAAAGAUGGAGAAGACGGAGAAGGAGCCCACCGAGCAGACGGCCGAGGGGGCAGACUCAUCAGAUGAGAGCGUGGACGAGGAAGAGAUGGAGGCAUCUCUCCGCGCAGUGGCGGAAGUGCUUACGCCACGGAGAGGCAACGAGGCAGGCAUGGAGACAAAGGCUCCGAUGCCACAGCCUCCACCUGUGCGCCAAGCACCCAUCUCGGCCCGCUCCUCUCGGCCACUUUAUGAGAUCACCUCGCCGAUGUCCAAGCCACAGGCAGAGCUCCCACCUUUUCCACCGGUCACGGUGUCAACCAGCACACAGUUGCUGCUCCUCACUUGGGCCCGCUGGGGCCGCAACAUGUGCCGAAUCAAGCAGGAAGAGCAGAUCAAAUCCUUGCAACAUAAGCGUUUUCCUCGUAGUCCUCCUCCAAUCCAAUUGUCUCCACAGCCCACUCCACGGGAAUCUUCGGGCUCAGGCGCUGCCCCCCGCACUGGUGCCGCCGCCUGGCGCGCGGGCGGAGAGCUAGGCAUGGGCACUACGGUGCACUCACGCGAAGGUGGUAGCCCUGGCAAAGCCUUUGACCUGGCAGAACUCCGGGAGGAGCAGCGUGACUCCAUGGCAGAGCAAGGGGCAAGGAUGAAACUGACUCGUGGUCUUGGCAGCAGUGCAGCUCAAGCACAUAGCUUGGGAACACCUGGUUUUGGUGUUGACACUCCGGGAUUCCCCGGUGGUAGCGGUGUGGCCUCGGCAGAUGCAUCUGUGGCCAGCUCUGGUGUGGCUUCACCCGUCAAGGGAGGACAGAUGUCACCGUGGAUUCUCGAGGCUGAAGCACUCUGCGAGGAGACGGAAGAGGAAGGUUCACCAGGUGGAGGUGGUUGGGGGUUGGAACCGGAGCUGGACACCCUUUUGCUCUUGGAGAAAGAGAUUCGUUCCGGACAACGAGAGCCGAUCCUUCCGGAGGACAUCACACACAUCAAGGAGGACCAGCCGGUGUUGGACGAAGACGAACUGCAGAGAGUGGAAAUGUUCGAAGAAAGUCCGAAGAAAUCCGAGGCAGGUUCGGAUCGGCCAGACAGACUUCAGGAAGUAAAGUCAGAACAGCCCGAAGAGCCGGUCGCAGAUCCCGAGACAAAUCCGUCGACCUUCGAGUAUGUCGUUGGUGAGAAAGUGUCGUACUACUCUGCUUCCCACCGUGCUUGGAUGCCCGCCCGCAUCGUGGAGCGUAAAAGCAGGACAAUCUAUGUCAUUGACAAGCAGAUGCGCGGAUGCAUGGCAAAGGUACGAGCGUCAGAGCUGGUUUCGGAGGCUGAGGAAAGAAACAGUCCUGUCUUGCGAGCAUUUACUAUGCUUGAGAAGGCCGAGCGAAGGCGGAAAAGGCCGUCCAGCGCUGCCAGUACUACCACGAGUUCAAAGCCUCAUUCUCCUGUGACAGUGCCGGGCAAUCGAGGAAGAAUUGUACGAGAUGAUUUCAGUGACGACUCUGAUUGAGUUGCCACCUAGAUGAGCUGAAUGUUCCAUCGAUUGGCAUAAUUUUGUGGAUUCUGUUCGAGGUUGGCCAGAUUGAAUUCGUUAGCCCCAAAGGGGCGGCCGCAACUCAAGAUCCCGAAGGGAUUUGAAAGAAAAGGUGUUCU